AUGUCUUUUAAGCCUUGGGAUAGACAAGUGGAUGGUUACCAAGAAGCUGAAAAAAUAUGCCUUGUGUAUGUUUCGGAAGUGGACGGUACCGGACAUUCAGAAGAAACACGCCUCGUGUGUGUCUCUAGGAGUACGGUCAAUACGGGCUCCCUUACUCAGGAUUAA
This is a messenger RNA of Ambispora gerdemannii, 165 nucleotides long. NCBI's taxonomy places the organism in Eukaryota, Fungi, Glomeromycota, Glomeromycetes, Archaeosporales, Ambisporaceae. The record is from the annotation of a GenBank genome assembly.